Molecule: messenger RNA, 819 nt
Organism: Gracilinanus agilis (Agile Gracile Mouse Opossum)
Lineage: Eukaryota; Metazoa; Chordata; Mammalia; Didelphimorphia; Didelphidae
Gene: IZUMO3
Product: IZUMO family member 3
Exons: 7
Coding region: 1-819 (272 amino acids)
Source: RefSeq, a predicted model, not a curated record
AUGGAAAUCAAGGGCAUAAAGAGUUGUCUUGAAUGUGAUCCCAAAUACUUUAAGGAUGUGAUUUGGCUACUGGAUGGCUUGGUGCCCCAAAAUACUCCUUCACGAAAAUUUUUCCUUGACCGGCAGCUCCAAGAGUUGAGGGGUGUAAGCACCAGGGUCCACCAAGGGAAGAAGAGACUGCGGUUGUUGGGUGAGGGAUGCCUGGGAAGUGGGGUCACUCCCCCUCCUACCCACCUACCAGAUGUCCGCCAAACUGUCCAAGUGAGAGAAUGGUUGAAAGAGAAGCUCAGCAACCUAAAACAGAAGCCUUGGAAAGGGGUCUUCAUAUUCCAGGGCCAGCUUCUUGAACUUCGUCAGGAACUUGAAUUCCAUCUGACAGAAACUUUAAAGACCUUCUCUGAUCUUGCUUGUUCUGAAGAUUGCAUGAUGACUGAGGGUCCUGUUCUUGACUGCUGGAACUGUCUACGGAUCACCACACCAUGCUUCAAAGGAGAACUUUGUGGCGAUGAUGACCCAAUGGUAGCUCAGCAACGAGAAAUUUCAUUGUUUUUAGCAUUGAUGAUGGAGGCAGUGGGGUUGGGAUCUAUUGCUUUACUAGCUGAUAGACUUCCUGACACUCUGCUUAUUUCUCCCCCACCUUAUGAAGCUUCUCUUGACUCUGAUGAGCUUACUAGUGCUCAACCCACACCACCUCCUCCACUCAAUACUAACAGCAGGGUUACAACCAGCCUAACCCUAGAAGAGAAAGCAGAUAAAUCAGCUUCUUCAACAGAAAUUAGAGAUAAUCCUGAGAAUGCAGAAGUGAAUUUAGAAAAGUAG